Molecule: messenger RNA, 1225 nt
Organism: Fimicolochytrium jonesii
Lineage: Eukaryota; Fungi; Chytridiomycota; Chytridiomycetes; Spizellomycetales; Powellomycetaceae
Product: hemolysin-III related-domain-containing protein
Exons: 5
Coding region: 181-1128 (315 amino acids)
Cellular component (GO): membrane
Molecular function (GO): signaling receptor activity
Source: RefSeq, a predicted model, not a curated record
CUCGUCUGUCUUGCACGUGGGAGCGACGCGCAGCCGCAACCUCCGUCUCGCUCUGAUGAAGGCUCGACGAGUGCCCCCCGCCUCCCAAGCGUCCAGACUCCGACAGUUCUUGCCCCUGUCUCUCUCUCUCACGACAGAUCCCUCUUUCCCAGUGAUUCCCACGGCAGCCCUCCCAGCACCAUGGCCACAGAGCGACGGAGGCAACAGCCUGUCCAUUCAGCAGCGACGUCAGACGAGCCAACCGUUCCCUCUCGACCGUCCCCUCCCGCGCACGCAAAAUCACUAACCCUACUGUAUGACGAGUUGGAUCCGUGGCAAAAAGACAAUUUUUUCAUUCAAACCGGCUAUAGGAGGCUGCAAUACUCGUAUCUAGGCUGCAUCCGCUCUCUCGGCUACAUCCACAAUGAGACGGGGAACGUCUUUUCGCACCUUCUGGGAGCUUUGAUUUUUAUCGCAUCCUUCUUCUUCACUUUUUCCUACGUCCUCGGCGAAGCAAAACUACUCUGGGGGGACAUCAUCUUCAUUUCAAUCUUCUUGUGCUCCGCCAUCACCUGUCUUGGACUUUCGGCAUUCUUUCAUUUGGUGGUGUGUCAUUCCCAGCAUGUGUGUCGCAUAUGGAACAAAGCAGAUUAUGCAGGCAUAGUGAUACUGAUCUGCGGCAGCACCUAUCCUUCCAUCUACUAUGGGCUGCAAUGCUAUCCAACGGAAAGAAUAAUAUAUCUGGUCGGGAUUACCGUAUUCGGAGCGGGAACGAUGUAUACGAGUUUGAGCAAUCAUUUCGCAACGCCCGAAUAUCGGAUUAUCCGGACUUCCAACUUUGUCGCUCUCGGUCUGUCGGCGAUAAUCCCAGUAGCUCACAUAAUGCAUCUCCAAGGGUUUACUCACACCAAUUCCGCGGUGUCCUUCUGGUACCUUAUUGCCAUGGCGGCUUGCUACCUUAUCGGCGCGUUCAUUUACGCGAGUAGAGUUCCCGAAAGAUGGUACCCUGGAUCGUUCGACAUUUGGGGCCAUUCGCAUCAAAUAUUUCACGUUCUCGUUGUGUCUGCGGCAAUAUUCCACUACUUCGGCCUCAUUCGUGCAUGCAAGUUCUGGCGAGAAACGAGCCCCACCUGCCCUUUAUCAGGAUGACAUGGCGAUUGACGCUUCCAGGUCACAUUGGAUGGCUUAGAUAGAGGACAAGUAUAUUAUCACGUAGUGAAGCCGUUAUAUAGAUCGAAACAACGAC